Messenger RNA from Chenopodium quinoa (quinoa), 681 nucleotides. RefSeq lists its product as uncharacterized. The record is from RefSeq and is a predicted model, not a curated record. The transcript has a single exon. Lineage: Eukaryota; Viridiplantae; Streptophyta; Magnoliopsida; Caryophyllales; Amaranthaceae. Bases 1 to 681 code for a protein of 226 amino acids.
AUGUUGGGUAAGUCAUGCAAUCUCGAUCUUUUUCAUAAGUCUUGCUUGGAUAUAUGGAGUUUGGACAUCACCCCGAAGGUGCGUCACUUCUUGUGGCGACUGUGCACGGGAACUCUCCCUGUUAGAGCCUACCUUAAACACAGGCACAUGACAGAGUAUUCGGAUUGCCCUUGGUGUGUUGGCACUCCCGAAACAGUUCAGCACGUCUUCUUUGACUGUCCCACAGUCCGAGAGAUUUGGGUGGAAUGUGAGUGUACGGAGAUGUCCCUUUGGCCGAAUGACAUGUGUUUCCUUGAUUUAAUGGAGUCUUGGGGCAAACUUGACGCAAAGAAGGUCUGCAGGGGAGCUAUUUUAAUGUGGAAUUUGUGGAAUAGAAGAAAUGCUAUGGUGUUCAAUGGCAAAGAAGUUUAUCACCCCGUAAUUGUCGGGCGUGUCUUCUGCUUGGUAGCUGAUUGUAACACUUAUACUAAGAGAAUCUAUGGAGGUAUCAAGAAACCUUCCUGCCGCAACCCGAAAUCUUGGAAAGCCCCACCUGAAGGUAUGAUUAAAAUCAACUGUGAUGCAUCGCUCAGUGUUGAAGGGUGGGUGGGACUUAGUGUCAUAGCCAGGGACUGGAUCGGAAAAGGGAUGCUCUACUUGCAGCCAGCCGCGGAGUUAGAGCCCACUGGCGUCCAAUCAUAG